Messenger RNA from Prorocentrum cordatum, 810 nucleotides. Lineage: Eukaryota; Dinophyceae; Prorocentrales; Prorocentraceae. The record is from the annotation of a GenBank genome assembly.
AUGGCGGAUUACUAUGGCCAGGAUCCAGUUCAGGAUGCCGCCGCUGCAGCCGCUGCAGCUGCUGGCUACGCGCAACCUGGCUACGGAGCGCCCGCGCCGUACGGCGCGCAAUUUCCUGGGAUGCCGUACGGCCCACAAUUUCCCGGGAUGCCCUUGCAGUACCCCCCGCAGCCCUAUUACGGUCAGCAGCACUACGUUGCUGCAGCGCCGCAGCCGAUGGCCUUCGCAGAGGCGGCGCCCAUGCCAGGAGCCACUGCGCCAGUCGCGGUGGCUGGCGUGGCGGCGCCGGCGCCUGGGGCGGCCCAACAGGCACAGCAGGCGCUGGCGCAGCCGGCCCAGCAGGCUGGGGCUGCGGCGCAGCCGUUGCCCAGUGCAGCUGCUCAGCCUCAGCCUGGCACCGCAGGGCCGGCGGCGGCGGCAGGCGAGGGGCAGCUCCACCUCACCACGCACGACUGGGAGCCAGACCAGCCAGGCCAGCUGUGGGUGACCAGGGGCACCCUCGUUACGGUGUCGUUCCGUGCCGAGCACGGCUGGGUUUACGCGGGCACGGUCCAGCUGGGGAGCUCGAAGCCAGCUUCGGAGGGCUGGGUGCCUCAGGCCGUUGUGAAGCGGGUGAGCCUUUGCCGGGUGAUUGUGGAUUGGCCUGCCGAGGGGGCCAACACCCUCGGCGUGACCAGGGGCGAGAUCAUCGCCGUGUCCAAGGAGGCGGACCGCGGCUGGGUGUACGGUGAGCGCCUGGGUCCCAAGCAGCUGGACGGCCCCUCGGAAGGCUGGCUACCCAAGAAGGCCCUCGAGUGCAUGCAGACCUGA